Postia placenta MAD-698-R-SB12 is the source of this 769-nucleotide messenger RNA. RefSeq lists its product as hypothetical. Bases 16 to 768 code for a protein of 250 amino acids. Gene Ontology annotation, molecular function: opioid growth factor receptor activity. The record is from RefSeq and is a predicted model, not a curated record. The transcript is spliced from 4 exons. Lineage: Eukaryota; Fungi; Basidiomycota; Agaricomycetes; Polyporales; Adustoporiaceae. Gene Ontology annotation, cellular component: membrane.
CGACAGUUGACCAACAUGUCAGCAGCGAUCCCUCGUGAUGUACGCGAGUUCCUUGAGGAUUAUCAGAACAGCAUCGACGACGAGCCGUCUCUGAAUUCUAAUCUACGCUUCUAUUCGAAUGAACUGCGCUGUCGCCCAGAUAACCUUCUCAUUGAUGAGUUACAUCAACAAUGGAAAGGAGACUACGCAAAGCUAGAAUACAAACACGGUUUCAUUCAGUGGCUCUUCCCGAUCCCGGAGCAAGGAAUGAACUAUGAAUCUCAGCCCUUGCAGAAACAUGAAAUCGCAGCAAUGAGGUCCGACCCCGAGAUCGUCAACCGCGUCUGCCGUUCCUACGAGCUCAUGCUCGACUUCUAUGGCAUGCGCCUCGAUGAUAAAGAGACUGGCCUUCUCGCACGAUCCCCAGCAAAUUAUAAAGAACGCUAUAGGAAUCUUGUCCGCGCGUCUCACAACAAUUUACGCAUUACACGCAUUUUGAAAAGUCUCUCGAUACUGGGACUCGAGCAUCUCAAUGCUGGCUUCUUACUCUUCGUGCUCGCGGAACAGAGUGAGCAUGGGAAGCUCGAUACAAAUGGGAUCCGCGGGAGCAUGGACCGCUGGUGGGUAAAUUGCCUGCGUAAUGAGUCGGAACGUGAAUGGAUCGCUGGUGUUCUUUGGAGAGCUAGGGGUGGCGGAGAAGGAGGUACAUUCACGAGGGCCAUGUAUGAGGAAGCUCUACAAGGGAGAAAACUUUCGGGAAGCUUUCGUGAGAUAGGCAUACCAGCCUGAU